Molecule: messenger RNA, 12235 nt
Organism: Seriola aureovittata
Lineage: Eukaryota; Metazoa; Chordata; Actinopteri; Carangiformes; Carangidae
Product: cGMP-inhibited 3',5'-cyclic phosphodiesterase 3A-like
Exons: 16
Coding region: 2647-6162 (1171 amino acids)
Biological process (GO): oocyte maturation; positive regulation of oocyte development
Cellular component (GO): cytosol
Molecular function (GO): 3',5'-cyclic-AMP phosphodiesterase activity
Source: RefSeq, a predicted model, not a curated record
UAAAAGACACAAAGGAUAUAUGCAUUUUAGCUGGAUAUUUUUUUUUUUAAAGAAGUUAAGAAAGGCUGUCAUUUAGAAAAAAUAGUCAUCUAAUGAGCCAUCCAAAGAAAUUAGAUUUUUUUUAACAAUUUAAUGAAAUUCUAUAACAUGUUAUAAGUGAUACAACAGCUGUUAAGGCUUGUUUACCUUUUUUGAAUGGAGAUUUGAACAAAUGUAUAAUACUGAUAAUAUAAUGAAGUGAUGACGUUUUGUAUACAGAAGGUCCCAGGUCAACUUCACUGUGACAUCAUAAUGUUCUGCAGAAAUGCUUCUGGCACAUUGUUAAACACUGUAACUCAGGAACAGCAGGGGAGAUUGUGACCUUCAACCUGACUGGUUUGUGGAGGCAUACAACCGGUGAGGCGGUAAUUCUAGUUUGACACAUGUUUAGCAUGUAACACAUGAUAGGCUACAUGAAAAAAUUAACUUAAGUUCUCUGUAACUUUAUAUUGGUUGCAUGGCUACUGUGUUAGCAGCAAUGCAGAGAAUCCAAAUACACAUUUAUUCAUAAGAAUGUGUAGAUGAAUACUUGACUGUACAGCUCCAGCACACAUUAUGACCUGUUAUAUACCGUAGACAUUACACAAGCUUACAGGAACAUUUGGUGAUGAAGUCUUGUCAUCCACUGUGACAGGUCAGAACAUGAAGCGGAUCGUUUACAUAGAACGACAGGCUUAAUGUAUACUUACAGGAAGUACAGUGUACGUGUGGUUCUGUAAGCAGCCACAGAUAACCUGAUGAAAGCCAACAAUGACACACACACACACACACAUCCAGUUCUCUUCACGCACUUCACAAUGAUAGAUGACACUGUUACAACACUUCCUCCGUACAACUAGAGGAGUGUGUCUGGACAACAUCUCUGAGGGCAAAGGGCAAAGAAUGUUAUUAUCAUGGCUACCUUUGCCAAAAACGUGAUUUAUUGGGUGUUAUUGCUGAUGUACAGCAAAGACAGAGCUGAACCCUGCUGGAGCCAGCCCAGACUCAGUCUGUUCCUUUAGUGCACCUGUGGGUUGCCAUAUAUUGGACCACAUCACAGUUCAGUGAUUUUUUUUGUGUCUUUAAAAUGGUUGCACACUUGCCGACUGACUUGUAAAUAUUCAGCAAGGGCUAAAUAACUGUGUAAAUAAAUGAAAUAAAGCAAAGACUGUUUAGCCUUUUCUGCAUUUAACUCCCCCCUCAGCCCCACUGACAUCCAAAGGUUUCAACAGAGCUUCAGUAAAAAAGAGCAACUCAUACUGGCAAACGCCCACUGUCCACUGUGAUGGGAUGACUGAAACAUGAGAUUUAUGCCCUGAUUGCAUUUGACUGAUUGCACUGACCCAUGUUGUAUAACACCACUGUAAUAAAACACUGUUCCUACGUUACAUCAUAACUCAAACUACUAAUGGGUGAAAGAAGACACCUCAUAAAUUUUUGAUGCGUACGCAAAACAAAUAGUACCUGAUCUAUCAGACAGAUGUUUUGGCAGAUGUUUCAGACAUAAUAGACCAUCUGUGAUGCCUUUCUUUUCAGAGAACAAAUUCAUAUAGUUGAAUCAGACUUGAAAUAGCUUUAUGUGACUGCAUUGCAUCCUUUAAAAUCCUCUCAUAAAAAGUAGGGCAAACAGGUGAAGGCUGCUAACUUGUCCUAGGCCACACAGGAGGCAGAGGAUGAUGUGAUUUAGGAUUUUAAUCCAGGAAAAAAAAAAAAAUAUGGGUAGCAACAUGAUUAUUACCAGAGCUACAUUCUGCUUGUUGUAUGUUGGACUGCACUUUUCUUUUUUUUAAUGCUGUGUCUGUUUUUUGGAGGUGAAAAAGUAACUUCACCAGGCAUCGAGGAUCUUAUAUAAAUUAGAAAUUCACACAGGUUCCCUCUAUAGUAAGUUGUGAUGGACAUGUGAGUUCUGAGUGACCUUAGACUGAUGAAUGAUAUUGUUUAAAGUCGUGUGGGACCAGGAUGAGAUUCCUUUUAGAUCCCCCUGUCAUAUGUGUAGUGUAUCUCCAAAAUGUAUUAGAGGAUUACUACAGUUCAUUCUUAUAAUGUGCUGCUCCAUCUUCCAGAACAAGCCAGGAAAUCUUCGUGUAAACAUGGCAGACAUCCACAGCGAACUGAGUCACAUCCAGGGCAGACUGAACAGAAACACUGAGAAGAGCUAAAACGUGACGGAGGAAUCACCGGAGCGGCACAAAAAAAGGGAUAGUGUCUAUAGUGGGAGGGGAGAGAAAGCGAGGGAGGGUGAGAGAGAGACUAUGUGGAGGAGUGGAGGCAGUGGCCUAGAUGUGUGAAACGCCAGGGGUUGCUUUUUUGGUUCACUGGUUGACUACCAGGGGCAACUCAAUAGUAGACCAAAUGUAAUGGGGAAGUUCUGAACAGCAAAACUAAAAGAAAAGUUCUUAACCACAUAAUUUGGCAGUUUUUAAAUUAUAUGCAUACUUCUUGAACUUUUGUUUUGGGAGGCAAGCAUCACUGACCAGUAUUUUGGUGUCAGCUGCGCACAGACAACACGCAUUAUCAUGGGAACCAUAGGUGGAAUAUGUAGACUAGACUGAGACACUCACACAGAGACUAAAUCUAUCAUUUUUUUCCCCCGGACGGUCAGGGCAGUAUUCCGCUUGACUGAUAGCCAUGGCCUUGGAGGCAGACAGCGACAGAGGUUCAUCAAGAAGCGCUCAUGAAAAAUGUCCCCGGGCAGCGUUGGAGCGCAACGGCUACGUGAAGACAUGUGUCACCCCGUUGCACCAGGACGCAGGGAGCCAGUCGUGGCUGAGACUCGCCGUGACAUGGACUUGCCGAGGAGUGUCGUCUGCGGUCUGCGUUGCCUCCGUCUCCGUUAUUCUCGCUCUGCUGCUCAGAUUGGUCGACUGGGAUGCAGGCAGCAGCAGCAGCAGCAGCAGCAGCAGCAGCAACGGAAAUAGAAGCAGCUCUGACUCUCGUCUUCAUUUCGCGGCGGGCUGUGCAGUGGAGCUGCUUCUGACUGCGUGUUACUGCGUCUCCCCAGUUUUUACGCUCGUAUGUGCCUUCUUCUGGGUCGGGCUGUAUCUGAUUCGCUGCGGGGUGCUCAUCCGUACCGCGUUUUUUUUGUUAGCGGUGUGCCACUUGGGCGAAGCCGCGGCGCAGUCCCUCCUGCGCGGCGCAGAGGAGCAGCUGCUGUCCCUCCCCGCAACCCUGGUAGUCCUCGGCUGCCUGGGCAGCGGGGCUCUGCUGGUCCUCCGGGUGGGUCAGGGAGUGUCGAUCCUCAUCUUCAUUAGCGUCAUCAGGGCCGUCUCCCUCGUCUCUCUGAGCAGAGUCCGGGCCAGCUGGAGACCCUACCUGGCCUACCUGCUGGGGCUGCUGGGGGUUUUGCUUGCGAGGUAUGCUGACCGGCUCCUGCCGGCCUCAGGGACCAGCGGGACGGGGUGCUGUGGCUCUGUGACCGGGGCGAAGGAGGAGGACAUCCCUGUCUUCAAAAGGAGACGGAGGUCCAGCUCCAUAGCGGCCUCGGAAAUGAUGGCUCAUUGUCAGAGCAACAGCAAGUCCCACCGCAGGACUUCGCUGCCCUGCAUUCCGCGGGACCAGAUUAUGUGCCAGCCAGAAUGGGACUACAAGAGAGCUUUGAGCAGAUCCCAGUCUUCGGGCACCAGUGUGGUAGUGGACAUCGCGGUGAUGGGUGAGGCCCAUGGUUUGAUCUCAGACCUGCUGGCAGACCCCUCGCUGCCCCCUAACACCUGCAGCUCUCUGAAGGCCGUCAGCAACCUCCUCAGCACCCAGUUCAGCCUCCAGCCACUGCACCGGCCCCGCAUCCCUGCAGACACACACAUCUGCUCUGACUCUGAGGAGGGGCCCGAAAAAACAGAGAGACUUGCCAUUCCAAAGCGUCUAAGGCGGAGUCUGCCCCCAGGGUUGCUGAGGAGAAUCUCAUCAACGUGGACCACAACCACCUCAGCUACAGGGCUGCCCACCAUCGAGCCGGGCCCUGUACGCCGAGACCGCUCAGCCAGCAUCAAACACACCACAGACAGUGAAUCAUGGAACAACUCAGUGAUGAUGACCAUCUCGAAGAGCCGCUCCAUGUCUGCCUCCUGUGCUGCCUCCGUCACCUCCAACCAUCUCUACAGCAAACCACUGGGAAGACCAGGUUUCCCCCCCUCCAACGUAUCACCUCUGGGCUCUCCGUGCCCAUCUCCUCCCGUCCAGGGCACUCCUGUCUCCAGCCCUACGAUAAAGACAUGUUCAGUGCAGCUUCCUGAGCCGACUGGGCCACUAACAGAGCGGGAUCCUGGCUCUGUGGCCCCGAAGAGCCAUCACAGAGCCUUAACUCAUAGCCAGAGCGCCCCAAGCUCCACCACCCCUCAUUGGCGGCCUCCAUCACUCUGCGGCAGCUGUGGCCGGCCGUUCAACAAUCGACUAAACCAUGGGGUAGAAUCUGUCGACAAAGGAGACAGAAUACCCCAUCCAGAUGAGCGCGCAGUGGCUUCAUCAGACUAUGACAGCACCUACGACAGCACCUAUGAGACCAACCACAGUGACAGCAGCGACUUUGCACAGAAUGAAGAGGAGGGAGAAGUAAGCAAGAAGCCACCUGAAGCAAGGGAAGGGUGCAGGGAGUAUCCAACAGAAGGCAUUCUUCUUCACCCUCUGCUGCCAUCACCAGAGGAUAAACCGAUCUUGGCCCUGGAGGCUCUAGUGAUGCCAGGCCUGGAGCCUGUGAUGAGUCAACUCAACAACUGGAAUUUUCCGAUUUUCAGUCUAGUGGAGAAGACUGACGGCAAAACAGGCUGCAUCCUCAGUCAGAUUUCCUAUCGGCUCUUUGAGGACACAGGUCUGUUUGAGACCUUCAGGAUUCCUGUACAAGAGUUCAUGAACUACUUCCAUGCUUUGGAGAAUGGUUACAGGGACAUCCCUUAUCACAAUCGGAUCCAUGCCACUGAUGUUCUGCAUGCUGUUUGGUACCUCACCACUCAGCCUGUGCCAGGUCUGCCCACCCUGCUGACUGAGAACGGGAUACACACUGACUCAGAGAAUGGCAUUACACCUGGUGCUACAGGCUUCCUGGUGUCCCAGAUGAACUCUGUGCUGGAGGAAGGCUAUGGUUCCCUGGCUGGCCUUAUCCCUGGCCUGGAGCUCAUGGCCCUGUAUGUAGCUGCUGCCAUGCACGACUAUGACCAUCCUGGAAGAACCAACGCCUUUCUAGUAGCUACCAGUGCACCACAGGCCCUUCUAUACAAUGACAGAUCGGUCUUAGAAAAUCAUCAUGCAGCUUCAGCUUGGAACCUCUUUAUGUCUCGGCCCGAGUAUAAUUUCCUGGUUAAUCUUGAACAUGUGGAGUUCAAGCGCUUCCGCUUCCUAGUUAUUGAAGCCAUCCUGGCCACUGACCUCAAAAAGCACUUUGAUUUCCUCGCAGAGUUUAAUGCAAAGGUGGGUGAUGAAGGAGUGUCUGGUAUUGAUUGGACCAACGAGAACGACCGAUUGCUGGUGUGCCAGAUGUGCAUCAAGCUGGCCGAUGUCAAUGGACCACUGAAGUGUAAGGAGCUACACCUGCAGUGGACGGAGGGGAUCGUCAACGAAUUCUACGAACAGGGUGAUGAAGAAGCAAGCCUGGGCCUUCCCAUCAGCCCAUUCAUGGACCGGUCCGCUCCACAGCUCGCUAAACUGCAGGAGUCGUUCAUCACUCACAUAGUAGGACCUCUGUGCUCCUCCUACGACUCUGCUGCUCUUAUGCCAGGACGCUGGUUCGACCCACCUGAGGGAGAGAUGGAGCCAGAGGAGGCAAAGGAAGAACAAGUUACAGAAGAGGAGGAAGAAGAUACAGCAGAUGAGGACGCGUCAACAAGUUCCGACAACUCCCAGCGGCAAGAAACCAAAAAGGUGAGCAGGAGAAAAGUGUUUUGCCAGAUCACGCAGCAUAUUUUGGAAAACCAUGAAAUGUGGAAAAGAGUGAUCGCCACAGAAGCCCAGGAGGAGGCCCAGAAAGGGGACCCGAACUGCAUCGGCAGCCCCACAGAUCCAAUCACAGCCAUUCACGAGGAAGAGGAAGAGCAAGCAAGCAAAGAGGAGUCUUCGACUGACGGCCUUGAUGAAAGGGAAGAGGUGCCGGCUUUAGAGGAAGAGGAAAUCCUUUCGCAAUCAGAGACUUCAGGGGAAAAAGAGGAUGAACCAGAGUGAUAUUAUGAACUUUGACCUCCUCUUAAACCAGGAAUCUGAACGUUGUCUAAAAAUGUUUAUUUGUUUCCUAACUAAACUCUUGAUAUCGUAGCCAGCACAUCACUUUGACACAACACUGUAGAAGAUGUUUUGGGUAAAAUGUGCCUAACAAAAACAGGGUUUGAGGACAGGGAUGAUGCAUGCCCAGUGCAUCUGACAAGGAGAGAGAGGUGAGAUGGGCAAAAGAUGAAAUGACUAUGAGGCCGAAAAAGAAGCUGAAAAAGAAAAAGAGAAUGAUUGGGACUGUAUUUGUUUUUGUUGUAGUGUUUGUUUUAGUCUGGAUCUGGUGCCCUGCCCUCACCCAGGCUGCCCAUCCUGCACUAUGAGCCAACCACGCUGAUUCACUCAUUCACUCUACCAGUGAGUAAUACACUGUCACAAGUCCCCCCACCCACCCUUCUUCUUGUUGCUCCCAUGCUAUCAGCACACUGUGGAGCCCCCGGCUGGUUGAGGAUGUGCAACAAGCCCCUUCUCCUUGAGGACAAUGGGAUGAAAGCCAGGGAAAAGGCUGUGUCCACUGAGGCUCAGCCGAGUGGAUUUCAGAGGGAGAUGGAAAAAAAGAGCCAGUUGUAGUACAUUGUGUAUCCAGACAAACACCCACACAAGCUUCACAGACGCACACUCACACAGGCAUAUACACAAUGCUACAGUAGAAACACAUUCCAUACACAGAACUGAUAGAAGUUUAACAAAGAACCCUGUUGCUAUAAAAGCUUUAUUCUCACUCAAAGAAAAACAUACAAAACAAGGUUUUGUUCAUGACAAACAAUGCUUUUCCCUAGUCGCAUGUUUUCUCCCUGUCUUUUGUUACGCAGAGUCAGUCCAGCACACCAACACAUUUCCAGGGCACACAACUCAGGAAAGCAGAGACCCAUAGAGAAAAAAAACACAAAAAGGACUUGCAGUGUCCUUGUCCUUUUAAUUGCCACUGCUUCAAUUCGAUUUUCCUUCUGUGCAGUAUGAGAUGUUAUUGAUUAACUGAUGUCGCUAGAUACACGGUUCCCUUUGUGCAUGACAAAGGAACCACGAGGUAAACAAGAUUAUUGAUCACAUUACACUGUCUGUCAACUACAACACAGCAGAUCACACUGUUAACCACAUUCAAACUAACAUACAAAGCACAAAACUAGGUAAUAAGGUAAUGUGUUUUGUUAAGUUAAGCAUUUGUGUUCAUAUUUUAUGUAACUUCCCACCGUGUUUGCUUAAUCUUUACAGUAAUGUACUCUCUCAUGAAUUCUUUAUAAUUUCUAACCCGGUAUGUAGGCCAAAUGCUUCAGAAAGUGAGUAAUCCAGUAAGCCAUAGUGGCCCAGGCCAGAGCUGACUCACGGCUCCAAAUCACCCGAGCGGAUUUACGUCAAUAAGACAUAAAAAGGAAAAAAAAAAAAAAAAAAAACCCUGUGGUGCCUAUUGCCAAGCAGGAGGUGCUGUGUGCAAGAAACUACGUAGAAGUCUCAAUCAGAUCUAUAAUAUUCAAACUGUCAUUAUUUUGUUGCUCAAAAAGGCUUAGAAAGUUAUAUGAAAUGAAUAAUGUACCCAGCUUACUCUUAAAACAGAAAAACAACCACAGCUACGUACCUGUAUACUAUUAUUAAUAUAUGUUGUUAAUUAUUCAUUAAGAUAAGUUAAGUCAAAUUUAGGUUUAAUGAAGUGCAACCCUCAUAGUUUCAAAUGAUGCUGCCGGUGAUCUUCUGUUACAUUGUCAAAAUCAAAAUCAUAAUAAUAAUAAUAAUAAUAAGAGCAAAUAAUAAUGGCAGAGUGAGAGAUGGAAGGAUUUUACACAUUGAAGAAGAUGUCUUCAUUUUGCAUAGUUUCUUUAGGCCAGCAUACUCACCACACCUCUGGAUGUUUUUUCUCCAUUUGUAGUCCUCAGUGUCACACGGCGCAUGGCUUAACAGGUGGUGUCAUGCUGUCCUUUGAUGUCCUCAGAGAUUCAGAUUGGUGGUAAUGGAGAAGAAGUGUGAAGAAGGAGAACAGCCUUAGUAAUGAGGCUUAGUAAUGAAAGAGGAAGGAGGAGAAGAAGAAGCUUUUUAGCUUGACUUGCAGCUGCUUAUGAGGGGGUCAGAGGGGGCUCAGAUCUUUUUUCACAUUUCUGCAGAUCCCUCUGGAUGUAACUCUUUGAAGAUGAGCCAGUUUGUUCUGAUUGAAAAUCAUGUGAUGAUUUACAUUUCCAAGUCUGCAAAAUGUAUUACAGGGACGUGCAGUACAGUGUAUUUGAUGUGACAUUGUAAAAGCAACCGGGGCACUUUGCGGAUUCAGAUACUGAGAUCUGUAGCAGGUACUUUGUGUCAAAACUGCAAAGUGAACGAGGGCAUAUGUUAAGUCAAUUGAAAGACUUUCUUGGACAUAGACAGCACUUUUUGGAAAAGCCUGACACUUAAGUCUGGCUCAAGAGGCGAGGUGGAUGAGGUGGACUUACAUAGAGCAGAGUAGGGUGUGGUUAUAUCUGCAUGAGUUGUCAGAGGCUUGCAACACUGUAGUUCCAAAAAAAAAAAAAGACAAGCUGAUGUGCAUAUGAGAUUAGAGAAGAUGCCCAGGAGUACCGAGAUGUGUUAAAACACCAUAAGCAUUCACAAACAAAAUAGCAAACACAUAAUUUGAAGCCAAACAAGUUGAGAGUGGCGGGUGAGCUCCUGGGUGAAGGUCAGAAAACGCUUUUAACAUCGAAAAAGUAACAUCAACGACAAGAAAACUUUAUACGCUGGAUGAAAACAGACUAAGAGACGGAUUAAACAGGCUUGUUUGCAGACACUGUUUAAGUUUUUACUGGCUGAACUUGCCCCGCUGUGACCCAAUUUCUUAACUCAAUUAGAGUUUGCUAACGUUAAUACAGUCUAAAUCCUCAGCUGUAUCCAUUGCACUGUUAUCAAAAUGCCCAUUGUGCAAAGGAGAGCUAAACUGUGCAACAUAAUGCCCUUGACUGCUUAUUCCCUGUACUUACAAAAGGGUGCAGUGGUUGAGCUUGUUUUUACUGCUAUGAAAAAGAAAGCCUUUGCUAACCAAAGCCUGAGCUUAUUGUUCAUUUUUCAGUUCAUGUCGAGUGCUCUUAAUAGGUGUUUUAGGUCUGUUUAUUUAUUUAUUUUAAUUUAGAAUCAUUAUUGCAGACAACAAAGGAACUUAAAAAAAAAAAAAACUUAGCUGGGUUUCGUUUUACAAACUACAGUCCAGCAUAAUACACAAUUAAAAGCAAAAUUACCUCCAGCGUUAAUGUGAAUCAGACAGGAAGCCCUGGGCAAAAAUAGUCCGUAAUAAAAAGCUAAUGUUGCUUAGCAACAGAAAAAAAGGAAAAGGCAAAGUGAUAUCUGACCCCUGAAACAAUUUGUGUCUUACCUGCCAACACAAAUGGCAGCAGUGUAUUUUGUAGCGUUUGCAGCAAGACGCACAAAUGUCUUCCAGUAGCCUCUCCUUGCAUUGGCUUGUCAUGAUAAGUGCACCUGUAGCAGCAGAAGUGAACUGUAAACAUCAGCUGACACACAACAGAGCUACAAAGCUGCGGGUCAUAAGGAAUCGACUGGGAUGUUUUAGUUGAGCGUUUCUGAAGCUCUGUAGAGCAACAUAGCUUUCAAACUUCAGUUGUUCUAAAAAUAACCAAGACUGUAAAAAGCUCUGUGAGCCUCCUGCCUCCAUAAGGUAUUUAAGCAGACAUGAAUGAGCUUGAGUUCCAUCCACUGUAAAUACCCUUCCCACCACAGUGUGUCGAUGCUUCACUUGCAGUCUAAUGUGCAUACCAUUGCAAUGGGUUUUUUCCUCACAUCUCACACAUGUACUAUCCCGUGCUCCACCCUUCAGUUUUCUGCUUGAAUUCUAUGUAAUCAGAGAAAUCAAAGCUCACUAGGAAUCAAUAGACGCUCCCCACCUCUGAUGUCCCCUCGUAGCCCCGCCUCCUCUUUUUACUCUACAGUGCAGCAAUCAAAGAGACUUAAUCAAAGCUGUGACAGAAUUUGGGGUUGCUAAUUUUUGUCGUAAACAAUCCAAAAUAUUAAAGCUUGUGUAUGUAGCCGUUUAGGGAGUUUUGAGUAAGCUAUUUGAGAGUGGUCAGCUUGUUUCUUUCAGGUAAUUUGCAAAUUACACCAAUCAUACAGGGUUCAAUCAUACAUAUCACGCAAACUUAACAUAGUUCCUGACAAUUUUUCCUAAAUUUCCAGGCAGCCACUGGUUUCCUAUUAUUUCAGUACAGUAUGUAAAUCUAUUAGCACACUCUUGAAACUUGCAAGAUCUUUGAAUUAUUUUUGACAGUGUUUUAUUAUUGUUACAUCCAUAAUGCAGUUUAAGUGUAGAUUGAGUUGAGAAUUCAUCAUUACUGCAUUAUUUCAUCACCUAACAAUAACAUUACAUAUAUAUAUAUAUAUAGACAUGACUUUCACUGAGAUGGAUUACAUAAUUUUAAAACAUUGUACGAGGAUAAAUAGAAACCAAUGGAUACCUGGAAGAGUCCGCAGUUUUUGCAAAGUAGUUACUUGCGAUGUUAAGUACACAGUAAUUAAUUUGUAGUAAAUGGGUCAACACAUGUAAAACCACUGGAAUGGUUCCAUAAUCUCUGUUGGGAAGCAUUGUGAUUAAAUAAUUUCUUUAAUUUACUGUAGAUUAGAUGGAGAUUCUUGACCACCAUGGCAUAAAAGCUCAUGGCAUCUGUUGGCUUUUAGGUCUUGGUCAUCAUAGGUACACUGGCCAAUGGUUUGUAUCUUAACCCUACUUCCUCUUGUUUUACAAUAUAUAAAAUCUCAGCCAGAAAACAAAAGUCCAGAGUCUUAAAGACAAACUUUUAGUUUAUCAAAGCCAGUAUAAGUGGUUUCUUGUAAAGAACGAUAAGAAGGGGAUUGCUGCACACUGGAUUAACUUGUGCAAACCAAAGAAACUUUUUGAACUUUGUGGUUUUUUUGUGAUUUGCACAAAAUGAGCCCUAAGAAAGGAGCAUGUUUCUUGCAUCUUCUUUUUUAUCAGUGUUAUCCAGAACCCAGUGAGGAUGUCUCGAUAUGCAUUUACUGCGUCCUCAUGCAAAGACAGGACAGAUUAAAGCAACAUAAGAACCAUUUUAGCGUUCAUCUAACAGAAUGGAGCUCAUGGUGUUGUACUGUCUGUUAUUUCACUGCUGUGUCAAUAGGCAGCAGUAGCACUACAAUGGAACUGACUAACUGUUCUGUUCUCAGACUGAAGCCCUUGUAGUUUCUUUUUGAUGGUUUGAACCAAAAAUAUUCCUUUUUGUAUUGUUUGUUGUUUCAGCCAUUUUAAAAGGGAGCUAUGCUCCUGUGCCAUAACAUUUUCACAUAUACGUAUGUAUGUAUGUAUGUAUGUAUACAUUGUUUGAAUGCUAUAUGCAUCAGCUUUCCUUGUUUGCCACUAAAGGAAACCAAAACAAACUUUUUUUCACCACCUUUAAAGCAAGACAAACAAGGCUGGUAUGUUUUUAUCUACUAUAGCAGGCGCUUCACAGACUCAAUUCUUUUCUUCUCUCCAGUAUCUUGCACUUAACACAUGUAGCAAUACCUACAGGAUGGGGAAAUUGUGUGUUUCACCAGUAUUUGUUUAAGUGGAAUAUGACAUUUUAUUUCUAGAUAUUGUUUGAAUUUGUAUAAAAAAUAUAUACUGUACAGAUUCAAAAGUAUAUUAUAACAAAAAAAACUUUUAGAAAAAUAUUUAUUUUUACCGUUUUGUAAUUUAGACACAAUACUGUAGCUCCUCUAUUGCCAGACUUACUGGAAGUGCCUCUCGACAAUGUAUUACAAAGUAACUAUACAAUAUAUUGGGAUUAUUAGAACCUGUCACUAGCAGAGCAGUGUUGAUGUUGUAAUGUGAAUAUUGUUGAAUAAUAAGAUUUAUAAAUGCUGCACACGUGUCUGUCUUGUUCUUAAGCCAUUUCUGUCAACAAGUCAUGGGAGGAUUGCCAGUUAGACUUUACUUCAUAUUUAUAACACUGUAAAAUACCAGUUUGACUUCAUAUGAGUUGCAAUUGUUCCAAUAACACUGAUCAUAUAUUUUCAGCUGGUAAUGAGUAACAUGUACUCUAUAUACUUGCUUGAUUAAAGUAUCUCUUCCAGU